Molecule: messenger RNA, 510 nt
Organism: Arachis duranensis
Lineage: Eukaryota; Viridiplantae; Streptophyta; Magnoliopsida; Fabales; Fabaceae
Exons: 1
Coding region: 1-510 (169 amino acids)
Biological process (GO): DNA integration
Molecular function (GO): nucleic acid binding
Source: RefSeq, a predicted model, not a curated record
AUGACUCACAAUGAAAUAAUUGAUUUUAUUGAGGAGCAUAUUGUGUAUAGAUUCGGAAUUCCUCAGUCUAUUACCACUGAUAAAGGAAACAUGUUUAUUAGGAAAAAGGUCACAGAAUAUGCCAAGUCUAGGGGUAUAAAAAUGCUUUCUUCUACACCGUAUUAUGCCCAAGUGAAUGGACAAGUGGAAGUAGCGAAUAAAAUUUUGAUUGCAUUAAUUAAAAAACACAUUGGAAGGCAGCCAAGAAAUUGGCACCAAUCUCUCAGUCAAGUUCUUUGGGCUUACCAAAAUUCUCCAAGAGGUUCUAUUGGGACCACCCUAUAUAAGUUAGUUUACGGUCAUGAUGCGGUGUUGCUAAUUGAUAUUAAUCUGCAAAAUAUAAGGGUGGAUAGACAAGAUGAGAUACCAGUAGUAGAUUAUUGGAAUUCUUUGUAUGAUGAGUUCAAUGAACUAGAUGACGAAAGAUUGAGAGCUUUAGAGCAGGUGAUUCGACAAAAAGAGAUUAUGUGA